Molecule: messenger RNA, 3417 nt
Organism: Rotaria sp. Silwood1
Lineage: Eukaryota; Metazoa; Rotifera; Eurotatoria; Philodinida; Philodinidae
Source: the annotation of a GenBank genome assembly
AUGAGUUUAUCACCAAUUGUCGAAUCAUCAAGUGAUAUUGAAAGACAUCUAAGUUCAAAUGUGAUAAUUGAAAGACCCACUACUGAAUCUACAAGUUCAAAUAUGAAUCAUGUUAAUAUUCGAUUUACUAUUGCUUUCGCUGUACCUGCCGAAUCACAAUUAUCAACUGAGUCUCCUGCACCACAGAGUAAUACUUAUACUAGUGGACGAGUGUCUGAAACAUCAAAAAUUCAAGGAUAUUAUCGUAUUGAAUAUUCAUUAAUACCUGGUGAAGCAAAUGUUGGUUUUGAUGUUAUUGUAUUUCGAACAGCUGCAAAAAUCUAUCCAGAUAAUCAAGAUAGUCGAGUUGUAUUAACAUGGGAAGAUGAAGAUGAAAAUGUUUGGAUAGUUUGGAACCAUGUUCAUAAGCUUGAUUUAAAUCGUGAACGUUUAUUAGCAUUAUUAUCACAUCAAAUUCUUGUUAAAAUAUGGGAUGGUAAAGAAUAUUGUACAGUACGUACAAAACUCGAUAAACCUCGUAUGGGACGUGCUAUUCAUAGUUUAAUAUCAAAUACUGAUGAAGAGAGUUCGCCGAAGAAUGUAGUACAAAGUAUAGCACAAAACUAUGCAGAUAAGUGGGUGGCAAAACCUCUAUUAUAUAAAUUACGUCGAAAAUUACCAAUCAAUAUUCCACCUCCAUCACCAUUUUUGCAGAAAAAAAUUGAUCAAAUAGAAAAUACUCGCAUAUCAACACCAUCAUUAUCGAAUGUGUUACAAGAAAAAUUCAUUGAAAAUUUAAGUGGAGAAAAUAAUGCAUUAACUGAUGAAACAACACCGAAUCCAACUGAAAAUCGACCUUCCAGUCUUUUUAAAAGGACUCCUGAUGAAAAUGAAACAAAAACAGAAGAGAAUAUAAAACGGAAGAAAGGAACAAGAAUACAUAGGCAAUAUGAUGAAAAAAAAGACAAAGGUACUGCUCAAAUAACUAUACCAAGCAAUUUAAUCUUUGCAGGAUUUAAAAUAAUCACAUCUCGUCUUGAUGAUCAUGCGAUAUUACCAAGAAGUAUUCAUGAUUGUUUUGUUAGUAUUAAAAUUGAAGAUCAUCAAUUAAUGAAUGAAACACUUACCAAUGAAUUUAAUCCACUUUCCAUAACAAUAUGUCAUGUUGAAAAUAUGCCAUCAACACCUGUAUCAUAUUCUGAGUUAAAACAAAGAUGUGAACCAGUUUAUUGUUCUUAUCAAUUGUUUGAUCAACCAAUUCAUCAAACAAGUAAAAAAUUGCAAGCACGUAAUAUUUAUUGGAAUGAUUUGCAUUUAUAUUUAACAAAUUUAAUUAAUGAAAAUAUAAUGAGUGAAUUUCGUAAUUCUCCUAUUCUUAAUAUUGAAAUUCAUGAUCGAGAUGAACGUGAAGAUAGUCGACGAUGUAUUGGUAGUGUAUUUGGUUCAGAAAAUAAUGAUGAAAUAAUUGGAAGAGUUUCUGGUAAAACAAAUUUAUUGAAAUCAAGAAAAGAUGCUGAAUGGCAUCCACAUGGAUGUGUUAAAUUAGAUUUAUCAGAAUUAUGGCUUGGACAAACAUCACUUGAAUUUUAUAUUCCAGUUGUUCCAUGUCAUGCACCUGAAUCUAGUUCAGGACAUAUAUCAAAUGCAAAACGUACAUUAUCAAAAGAAAAUAUGCAUAUACAACAAGGUGAUUUUCUUUCAAGUGGUACUCAAAUGAAAAUUCUUGUUAAAUUAGCGAAACCUCUUGUACCACUAGUUAAACAUCAACAGUUACCAACAACAAUUAUUUCACCAUUUACUCGUAUUGUUUUUGUAUUUUCUUAUGAUAAUACAAAAUUUUUAACUUCUCUUGAAACUUGUAUUCGAACAAUCAAUGCAAAUGCACUUGGCUUCGAUAAACAUCCAGCACAUAUACAAGUCGCUGCUCUUUCAACAUAUAAAUUAACUGAAGCACAACAAACAAGUCAUAGUUUAAAUAUAAUAACUGGAUUUCAUUUAUUUGAUGAUGAACAACAUUUAUUUAUACUUGAAGGUCGAAAAGAAGAAGCUAUUGAUAUACUUUAUAAACAAUUACCUAAACCACAAGGAAAAAAUGUUGAAAUUCUUUAUGAUUCUUCCGUACGUUUUAAUGAACGUCUUUAUAUUAAAUUAGGUGUAGAUUUAAUACAUAUUAAAUUAUGUCGAACAUUACAUGAUAUUAUUUCUCAACCAUUAAUUUUUGUUCGAGAUUUUCUUACUAAAGAUACAUUUGAAGCACUUGAUAAAUUACAUCAACUUAUUCAUGUACAUAAAUUAAGUUCAACAGCUCGAUAUAAUUUAUUUCCAACAAUUGAAAUGAUUACAUCAUUAAGUAGAGAUUUUGGUGUACCACUAACAGAUAAAGAAAUUAUAUUAUUUUCAAGUGAUGAUCGAACACCAUCAGCAUCAACAAUAAAUGAAAAACGUAAUAAAAAUAUCAUUAAUAAUCAUCAUUCAAAUAAUCAAUUAAAACAAGAACAAAUACCAUCAUUAGAAGAAAUUAAACGACCAGAUAUUAAUUUUUUAACAAGAAAUAUUGAACGAGUUCGACUUUCAAGUUUAAGAAAUAAAGAAAAUCAUAAAUAUGAUGAUAAUCUUGUAUUUGUAACAUCGGGUCCUAUUUAUCCAUAUAGUACACAAAAAUUAAAUGCAACUGAAAAUGCACUUGAACAAAUGCGAACAUAUCUGAAACAAAAUUAUCGUUCAUCAUCAUGUUCAUUUAAUCCAGAAUAUCGAUCUGGUACAUUUUCUCCAUAUUCAAAUGAUGAAACUGUUUUAGAUUAUCAUCGAACACUUCGUUCACCAUUAGACUUACAUUUAACAACAAAAGAUAAACAUAUUGAUAAAAUACCAUUAGAUUGGAUUACUUAUACAGGUCAUCGUUCAAGUCGUCAAUCAAAUAUUCAUCCAAAAAUACCAGAUCCAGCUCGACUUGAAGAAUUAUCUAAACCAUCCGAAGAAUGGUAUCAACGAAGUAUAUAUAAUCGUCAAUCAUCUACUAAUACACGUGAACCAUUUAAAUGGAAUGAUCGUAAAGAUGAUUUUGAUCGAUGGACACGUUCAACAUCUUUAGAUCAUCAUAUAUCGGCUCAUUGGCAAUCAACUGAUGAUAAAAAUAAAGCAUUAUUAUCAUCAACAACACCAACAAUAGUUGUUGCCAAUGAACGUAUGCAAUUUUUACGUCGAUCAACUCAAACAGAAAUGACUACAAGUGGAAAAUUAUCUGCUACACAAUUAGAUCGUUUAACUGGAAUACUUAAAGAUAAACCAGUAAAGAAAGGACUUCUAUUACCAAAAUCUUAUGCUAGAAAAAAUGGAGCACGAUCAGCACCAUUAAUACGUAAACGAUCAUCAACAUAUACUCCUGAUCGACGUAUUCGUUCAACAACAACAGUUGCUUUUCGAAAAUAUUCAAAAUAG